GUUGAUCCAGUGUCUUAUGUUCAGCUCAUUCAGUUGACUUCUAGAGUGUUGUGGCUGGUCAACCUGUGCACAGCCCAGCAGUGGUUCGAUCGACCGACGGAACGAGACAACCUCCGUCUUCACACGCAUCAUCGAGCAGCAUGGAACAGACACCCCCACGGGCAAGAAACGUUGUCAUCUUCGGCGAAACAGGCUCAGGCAAGAGUUCUAUCAUCAACACUAUCACAAAAAACCAGCUUGCGAAGACGACCAAUGAUGCUGAUGGAUGCACUUCUAGCGUUCAACGCUAUCCAGUAGAUUUUUCAGGCCAGAGAUUCGUCCUUUUUGAUACUGCGGGUCUUGGGGAAGGGCCUGCAGGCACAGUGCCGGAUCUGGAGGUGAAAAGACAGUUGAAGAACUUACUGUGUCAGCUCAUAAGCUCUAGGUCGCCGUCAGAUGGUAUCGACCUUCUGGUGUACUGCGUGUCGUCCAGCAGAAUGCCUGGCCUUAACACCAUCGUUCAGACCUACGAUAUGUUUUACUCUAGGACCUGCAGGAAGAAGGUCCCAAUCGUCAUCGUCAUCACAGGAUUGGAGAACGAACCGAACAUGGAGAGCUGGUGGGAUGAAAACAGGGGUAGGUUUGAGAGAGAGAGCAUGCAUUUCACAGACCAUGCUUGUGUCACGGCACUUCAGGAAUACCCGGACAUCCCAGACGACGUCACUCAUCGCAUUGCAGAGUCUAGCGACACUCUACGCAAUCUCCUUGUCAACAAUUGCUCGCAUUCAAAUUAGUCUGUCAAUGACAGUUGGUCCAAUCAUGUUGCUGGAUUGCAGUGUUCGUUGUCGCCGUGGUCAAAGGAUUAAUGAAGUUACUGUAUUUCCUGUUUAUAUAUAGUCAGUGUUACUCCUUUCCAUUCAUUUUGGUUCGCCAUCUCCAUCCCAUUCAUCCAUCUUUAAAGAAAAUCUAAUUUAUUCAAGUUGUUAUGCCUCCUUGGAUACAUAAGCACCUC
Molecule: messenger RNA, 991 nt
Organism: Suillus fuscotomentosus
Lineage: Eukaryota; Fungi; Basidiomycota; Agaricomycetes; Boletales; Suillaceae
Product: P-loop containing nucleoside triphosphate hydrolase protein
Exons: 2
Coding region: 141-773 (210 amino acids)
Biological process (GO): tRNA wobble uridine modification; tRNA methylation
Cellular component (GO): mitochondrion; cytoplasm
Molecular function (GO): GTP binding
Source: RefSeq, a predicted model, not a curated record